Messenger RNA from Gadus macrocephalus (Pacific cod), 2598 nucleotides. It is a transcript of the gene c13h6orf89, whose product is annotated as chromosome 13 C6orf89 homolog. Lineage: Eukaryota; Metazoa; Chordata; Actinopteri; Gadiformes; Gadidae. Gene Ontology annotation, cellular component: Golgi membrane; nucleolus. The transcript is spliced from 7 exons. The coding region runs from base 361 to 1356 and encodes 331 amino acids. The record is from RefSeq and is a predicted model, not a curated record.
UUUCAGGAAGCAGUGUGAUCAGAAGAAGAAGAAGAAUUAACAUUGUUGACGUCUUGCGUAAACACACUUGGUCAAGUGUAGCUUAAUGUAGUAAAUGUUGAAGGUAAAGUGAAGUUAAGUCCGGUUCACUAGACGUUACUAGACACACACUAAGCGGUGGUUGUAGAGGACUAAAGGGUGAGGUAUGAACCAGUGAGAAUGAGACCGCUGCUGGUUCCUCUAGGAGCACAAUGUUUGGUCGAGGUUCGUUGUGUAAACAUUAGUUAGAUUAUCCUUCAAGGAGUGGAUGUAGUGGUGAGGACGUGUUCAGUAGCAGUGUUUGUAGAAGUAUGACUGGUAAGAAGCAGUAGAGGGGACACAAUGGGCGCAGCGGGGAGUGAGCCCUGCAUCUACGACAAGCUGUCGGAGAGCAUCCACAUCCUCCGGCAGUCCGGCUACCGCUACGGGAUGUCCGAGGGGGAGAUCGAGAAGUUCAUCAAGCAGGUCCUGGAGACCAAUGAGCCCAGGAGAGACCCUCACCAAUUCCCGGUCCUGCGAGCCACCCUGAAGUUCAUUGUGGCGGUGGGGUUUCUUCUGCUGGUGGUGCUGGCCUUCACCUACCCUCAGAGCGACCCUCAGCUGGGGCUUGCCUCCCUGGGCUGCAGCAACUGGUCAUCACCGCUCAGCCACGUCCGCUUGUUGUCUCUGCCCAUUGCCAAGAAGUACAACCUCCAAGGUUUCCAUGAGUGGUGGAGUGCUGGGACACUGCGACAGAACCUCGUCAACUGCUCGGCCUGCUCGGAGAUCUCCUCUGUGCUGGAGGUCCCAGAGACCCUAAAGGAGACGGUUGCGUUACGCAGGGGCCCGCAGCUGGUCCUACUCAAGGGCGGGCCGUCCCUGAGCCUGCAGCGGGAGCAGCUGGAGGAGCUCUACUCGGCCCACUCUGAGUCCAUGUCUGUCCUGCUGGAGGAGGACGGCGCCCACACCACCGAGGACGGCUUCCCCCAGGGCCCGGCCAACUUCACCCUGCUCUGGCGGUUCAGCUAUGCCACCAGGGAGAAGGUUCUGCGCUGGUUGUUCCCCAAGGCAGAGCUCUGCCCCCUGCUGGACAGUGCGGGCACUACUCUGCAACGCUGCCUGGUCAGCCACAGCCCCAACUCUCAGAGCAGGGGGGUCGGGGUGCUGGGGUGGCUGGUGGUGGGAGAGGGGCUGCCGUCUCUACGCGUGCUCCCAGUGCAUCGCUGUAGGAAACACUGCGGCUCAUUCCACGUCUGGCUCCAGCCUGGGAACAUCGUGUAUGCUGAUCCACGCUACUGGCAGAUGGAGCUCUUUCCAGGGAGCGGACAGAACAUAGUCUGUGAUGGUUCUGCUUUCUAAGGUGUGCGUCCAGGGGGCGUCUCCCAGGCUUUCAUACUGAAGCUCUCUCACCGACCCUACUAUUCAAUCUGUGAUGUUUUCUUCAGACCUUUGUUCAUCAUAAGCACUUCACUGUUCCAAAAAGUACGUUCAAAAUAUAUUUUGAACAUGUGAUUGUAUAUAAUUGUAAAUAAUAAUUUUAAUUCAGGACAUUACCCGAGCACAGAAAUUAGAUAUGUGCUUUGAUGUUUAAAUAAAGCUUUGAAUGGUUUGUGUGGGGAGCAUACAGUGAGAUGCGGUCAUUUAACCCAAACACAGAGCAGGUCCUAGUAAGCAUAGGUGUGCCUUGAAGAGGGAACAACUGUCCGUGGUUAAUGACACACGCCAUAUAGCCCAGGAUGAGGUCUCAACCUGUGAGGUUAGGGUUACUUUUAGGCGCUUUCAACUGUAAAAUACACACAGAUAGUUAAUUAUUUCUGAAGCGUGCUAGAUUUGUUCCCAUACCAAACUAACCUUUUCUCCUGAUCAGAUGUAACAAACACAGGUCUGCGGUACAGGAAACCCCCCGAUUUAAGGCUUAUUUUAUUUUGGCGGUCACGACAGGGAAGAACAUGGAUAUCCACGGCAAUAUGAGCUGCUGGCGCCCUGCUGCAGUUGAACACUGGCCAGUGGCACAUGGGACAUUAUUAAUUGGUAUCAGAGACAAGAACGGGAUUCUUACGCUGUCACCUCCACACUAACAAACAUGUGUUUACUACAAAGGAUCCUCUCUAAGGCAAGCGAACAAUGAGAAUGGUUUUAUCAUGGGUCCCCUUUUUGCUUUUGUACAUGGUUGUGCCACCCUAGUGCUCUGUCCUUCCUGUUCCUCAGCACACACUUGGCCGUCUGCAGACGCCUCGGGACAGCCCACCUAGCUUGGGGGGAGGGGGGGGUUUGGGUUCCUUCCAGCUCUGAUAUUGAGAUGAAAACUGCCUUCAAAACAAUAAAUGGCCUUUACAACCUGAUCCGCACAUUGUAACACAUUACAACACAUGUCGACAUACCAGGAUCUGAUCCUAGCACUACUGGCCAUCAAACUGGGUGUAUGGGUGUGAGUGUGUGUAUAUGAAGGUAGUUGGUUCCUUAUAUGUGUUUCUUGAAAAAAAUAUUGCUUUGGUGUGUAAGAUGAGUAAAUUGUCAAUGAGGUUAAUUAAAAUUUUGAGUAGCCAAUCUGUCAGCAUUAAUGUCAAUAUAAUCAAAAUAAAUAAGAAAAUUAUAACUAAA